Molecule: messenger RNA, 240 nt
Organism: Botrytis fragariae
Lineage: Eukaryota; Fungi; Ascomycota; Leotiomycetes; Helotiales; Sclerotiniaceae
Exons: 2
Coding region: 1-240 (79 amino acids)
Source: RefSeq, a predicted model, not a curated record
AUGACAAUACCAAUACACCACUCUCGGACAAUCUUGCCAUACUGCACAUGUUCCCAAUGCUGGUCCGCUCCAGAAAAGAAAGACCUCUGGAUAUCCUGCAACUACGGUCGAACCAUCUGGUUUUCUCGAGCUACUCCGAUGCUGACAUGCUCAAGCUUGAUUUUCGAGAUUGCAUGUUUAUGCACUUUGGCCUUUGGCUUUGCGUGGAUUUUGGGACCGAUUGCUGUAUUAAAGGGAUAG